AUGUCUCUGAACAGCAUCUACCGAGCAACCAAUCCAGAAGCAUUUAUUUGGCAAGAUGAAGAUCGAGAGGAAGCGACCUGGAUGGCCACAUCCAAGUCUUGGUUCGACCGCAAAGCAUGCCGUUGGCUCGGGGUAUGCGGGGGUAUGCACAUGCAUCUGAUUAAAGAGUCGGACACCUUUGGUCAUAUUCCCCAGAUGACACGAAAGCAACACAGAAAGACAGAUACAACGCCAGACUGGGACUGGCAGAAUGCUUGGACAGAAGGCAAAGACCGGCCUGAGGAUUGGACGGAUGAUGAGCGAGUUCUGAGAGACAUACCCGACUACGUCCUGGAAUAUGCUCCCCUCGUCCAUCUCUAUUCCGGAGAACAGUUCUGGCCCUGUGAUAUCGCCGAGCAUCUAUAUCAUAUCACGCCAGCCCUCAACUAUACCCCUCUUCAGUCCGAAGACAAACAUCCUACCCUCAAAAACUUGGAGAAGCUGAACAAAUGGCAAGAGGGUCGAUGGGUCUUCCUAACCAGUGAUGACGACGUGGAGGAACGACCUGAGUGGCUGGAAGGCGAGAAGAACAUCCCGAAUGCCCCGACGAAUCCUGACGAACAAUUUUUGGAUAACGAUGGGUGGGUGCAUAGGCCAGGAAGGACAUACUGGCAAGGGGUAAAAGAUUGGUUUGCUCCGGAGUUGGAUGACACGACGGUAGAGAAAGACGUACGCACAACGCACUUUGGCAAGACGGACAAUUCUCGAGCAAUCGCCAAGGUCCAUGAGCAGCUGAAACGCUCCCCUUCCGCAGGAGACAACGGGGGCAAACUUCGUGGCGGCCGCAGUGAUGCUCCAGCGGUCUUGAUCACUGUGAAUAAAGGCCAUGGCAUUGUGGAUGCCUUUUGGUUCUUCUUCUACAGUUUCAACCUCGGCAAUGUGGUUCUCAACGUUCGGUUUGGCAACCAUGUUGGCGACUGGGAACACACAGCGAUCCGUUUCCAGCACGGCGAACCCAAAGCGGUUUUCUUCAGUGAGCACAAUUUCGGGUCGGCAUACAGUUACGAUGCGGUAGAAAAGCUAGGGAAGCGUCCGGUCAUCUAUUCGGCUUAUGGGACCCACGCCAUGUACUCAACACCAGCGACCCACCCUUAUAUCUUACCUUGGGGAAUUCUCCAUGACCUCACCGAUCGAGGUCCCCUUUGGGACCCUGCCCUCAACGCACACGCUUAUACAUACGACCACAAGAAUGAUACCCUGCGGUCCUCCAACCUUACUCCCGAAGCCCCGACAGAGUGGUUCAACUUCGCUGGCCACUGGGGAGACAAAUUCUACCCUUUGAAUGAUAGACGACAAUACAGGUUUGUGGGACAGUACCACUAUGUGAAUGGACCGCUUGGUCCGAAGUUCAAGAACCUUGGAAGAAAGAAGAUUUGUCCUGGGUCUGACACGACGCCGUGUGUGAUCAAAAACUGGCUCUCUGGGUCGGAUAAGAUUGGACGAGUUCAUCUCUCGAAUGUAGACGGGGAAGACUUGUAA
Exophiala aquamarina CBS 119918 is the source of this 1518-nucleotide messenger RNA. RefSeq lists its product as uncharacterized. Bases 1 to 1518 code for a protein of 505 amino acids. Lineage: Eukaryota; Fungi; Ascomycota; Eurotiomycetes; Chaetothyriales; Herpotrichiellaceae. The transcript has a single exon. The record is from RefSeq and is a predicted model, not a curated record.